Lachancea thermotolerans CBS 6340 is the source of this 2223-nucleotide messenger RNA. RefSeq names its product Rfx1p (gene RFX1). Gene Ontology annotation, molecular function: DNA-binding transcription factor activity, RNA polymerase II-specific; RNA polymerase II cis-regulatory region sequence-specific DNA binding. Lineage: Eukaryota; Fungi; Ascomycota; Saccharomycetes; Saccharomycetales; Saccharomycetaceae. Gene Ontology annotation, biological process: regulation of transcription by RNA polymerase II. The record is from RefSeq and is a predicted model, not a curated record. Bases 1 to 2223 code for a protein of 740 amino acids. The transcript has a single exon.
AUGAGCGACCGGCAGCCGUCCGCGGGCGACGAAAAACCCAUGCCGCCGCCACUGCAACCGCUCUUGACCAAGAACGGCUCUGCAGGGUCUACAGGGUCUGCGGGGUCAAGUGGCACCAGCGGUACCGGUGGCGCCAGCGGGAUGAGCGGCGUAGGCGGCUCGAGCGGCGCAAAUUCGAAUUCUGCUGGUGGUCCUGCUGGCGCCGGUGUGCUGCAAAUACCGCCUCGGGCUGAUUCUGUACCGCCCCUGGCUGCCGCCUCUCAGCCGUAUCAGACGCAGCACAGCUUUUUGUCAGCUGCGUUCCAGCAACCGCAACGAGGCUACGCACCAAAUUACGGUUUACCUAUGUCUGCUAAUAAGCAGCAGCCCAUGCCACCAUACACUGCAAGCUACACACCACCUUUGGGGCCAGGUUACUUGCCUAGCCCUAUUCCUCAGCUGAUGCUCAACGAAAAGUCCAUGGACUUGCACCGCGGAUUCCAGCAACAGUUCCCCGUAUUUCACGCUCCGCAACCACAUUUCGCGCCCACAAUGGAGUCUGACAGCUCCAUGAAGAAACGCCGAUUACUGGACUACUCUGACCAACGCUCCGAGGCGGUCAAAGACCGCGGCGCCACCAAAAAAAAUGGAAAUGAAGCCAUUUUGAGGGACCUCGCAAUGGAGAACAAGGCGAGGCCUCUAAGUGAGUGCGCGUUGACUGUCAGGGAAGCAGAAAUCGCAGUCUUGAACAUGGACCCCACAACCCACUCAAAGUCGGAAAUCCAGGCUGCUGAGCAGGUUCGUGAGCGCGAGCGCCAAGUUUAUGCACUCACAUGGCUGAUGAACACCUGUGUUGAAGAAAAGAACAGUUUUGUUCCUAGAGGACGUAUCUUUGCACAAUAUGCAGCCUGUUGCGCACAAAACAACCUAAAACCCUUGUCACAAGCGACACUUGGUAAACUGAUCAGAACUAUCUUUCCGGAUUUGACUACCCGGAGAUUGGGUAUGCGUGGUCAAUCAAAGUACCAUUACUGCGGCUUGAAUUUGAUCGGAUCUUCGAGAUCUGCCUCUCCAGUUCCCUCUCUGGGCAACUCUGAUCUGGGCGGCGUAAACAACGUUCAGAACAUCAGCAAUGUCAACGUGGGGGUGAACAACAGCAGCAACAACAGCCUUUAUUCUUCGAUUCAAGGACAAGGCGUUGCGGCCUUGAGUUCAGAAACCCCAUCCAUUUUCCAGGAGAGUCACGAGGCUCGAAGCGAUAAGUGGGAGGACGUCGCACAUUGGGAUUGCUUGAGAAUUGCAGAUGAACUUUUCCACAAUGUUUCCACUGUCGACGUUAAUGUGUCUCUCGAGAUUCCUUCCAUUAACAGUUACUUGCCGCCGAACACUGACAUUGACAUUGCUGCAUCGCUUGAAUGCAUGUAUAAAGUGCACUGCAACACCGUGCAUGAGAACAUUAGUUUCGCGAAAUUUGAUGCUCUAACAAACACCCUGGAGUCGUUCAGCUCCGGAUCUAUUUCUCCUCAAAUGUUCAACUUGUUCAUCUCUGAGGCUUUAUAUGACUGGGUACAACAGGCAGACCUUGUAACACACAAGGCUACUGCAAAGUCUCUCUUCAAAUUCAUAAAAGAGUUUGCCACUUUACCCUCUUCCGUUUCCGAAAAACUGGCCAGUUUUGCACAUUCCUAUCCAGAAAUGAUUUCAAAUGCCAACAUUGACUUGCCGGUUCCUAUGGUCAGAAACAAGGUAUCAAUCGCCGAGAAAUUUGCUAAGCUUGUUAAACGUACCACAAGAGUCAUAAGGACAGCUAAAAGCGCGUCCAAAGCUUACAGAACUGCAACCUCGCGCGAAGAGAUGUAUAUGGACUGGAAAAAAUUGAUUAAAGUCAAGGACAUUUGUCGGACUGAACUUUACUGCUGCAGGAACGAUGAAGCAUCUCUUAAUGAGAUAACCUCUUUCAUUAUCCAAAUGAUUGAAGGCUUCUUUGACCGCGACGAACAUUCUAUAAGUGAGGACUUUCCAAUGGAGCUCGCGGCGCAACUUUUAACUUUUCUCAAAAAAAUCAGGGAUCACCCAGUUUCCGUAGUCAUUGCCUGCACAAACGUGGUAACUACGGGAGUCAUACGAGAAUUGAGCAUAAUGGGUUCCGAGCACGCGGGAUCAUGGUGGGCUAUCAAAACCUUUAUAGACGAAUGGCUGUAUUGGUGCGAUGAAGUUGGCACAUUUAUGAUCUCGCCGCUUUAA